This is a messenger RNA of Jaculus jaculus (lesser Egyptian jerboa), 1893 nucleotides long. RefSeq names its product synaptosome associated protein 47 (gene Snap47). The transcript is spliced from 5 exons. Gene Ontology annotation, molecular function: SNAP receptor activity; syntaxin binding. The record is from RefSeq and is a predicted model, not a curated record. Bases 258 to 1520 code for a protein of 420 amino acids. Gene Ontology annotation, biological process: synaptic vesicle fusion to presynaptic active zone membrane; exocytosis; synaptic vesicle priming. NCBI's taxonomy places the organism in Eukaryota, Metazoa, Chordata, Mammalia, Rodentia, Dipodidae. Gene Ontology annotation, cellular component: plasma membrane; SNARE complex.
UCCCCGCGGGCGUCACCCAGCGUCGCCGACUGCCCCAGCUCUCGGUGAAGGCGCUGGAGAACACGCAGGGCAGGUUUGGCAGCAGGAAGCCCUUCACGAAGUCCGCGUACGAGAAGGUCUCAGGCGCCUGGAUGAAGGCUACGCGGCUGGGCGCUGGUCCGCCGGCGCCAUAGACUCGGCCCCCCAGGUUCCGGAAGUGCAUCUCGGCGAAGUGACAGACCCUGUUGUCUUGGUGUAGCGCAGCCCCCUGAGAACAGAUGAGCAGCGAUGUCUGUGUCCACGCCUGGCCUUGCUCCUACUACUUGGACCUUGAGAAACGAUGGGUCUCUGGGAAGCUGUCCCUGUUGCCUCACUCACUGAAGUUUAUUGCAGAUAGAACUGGAGAGGUCCUUGUCGGUGUGCCCCUCUCCAGUGUCACUGAGAUCAGAAAGGAGUCUUCUCACUUUAUCUUCAGUGCCAUCACAGUCCUGGAGAAGGGCCAUGCCAAGCACUGGUUCAGCUCACUGCAGCCCAGUCGCAACGUUGUCUUCAACAUCAUCGAGCACUUCUGGAGGGAGCUGCUGUUGUCCCAACCAGGCUCUGCUGCCAACGUGACCUCCUCCCCCAUGACCAAGGGACAGGAACUGACUGGACUGAUGGCCAGUUCCCAGAGGCGCAUGGAAGAUACGGCCAAGGUCCUUCACCACCAGGGCAAGCAGCUGGACAGCGUCAUGAAGGACCUGGAGAAGAUAGAGUCGGACCUAGAUGUGGCUGACAGGUUGCUGACAGAACUGGAGACCCCCUCUUGGUGGCCCUUCAGCUCCAAGCUUUGGAAGACCCCCACAAAAUCAAAGCCCAGGGAAGGUGCCUCCGGAGCUGGCUGUGAGCCUUUUGGGAAGGAAGGGGUCAUCAUCAAAAUCCCUGCUAUUAUUUCCCAGAGAACAGAGUCUCAUACCAAGCCAGGAAAGCUCAUUGUCCUGGUUUCUGGUUUGGAAAUCCAGGACUCCAAUUCUCUGCUCCUGCACAGGUUUGAGAGGGAAGACGUAGAUGACAUUAAGGUCCACUCACCUUAUGAAGUCAGCAUACGCCAGCGGUUCAUUGGGAAGCCAGAUGUGACCUAUCGAGUGAUAUCUGCCAAGAUGCCAGAGGUCAUUCCCAUUUUAGAAGUGCAGUUCAGCAAGAAGGUGGAGCUAUUAGAAGAUGCCUUAGUACUUAGAGGCAGGGGCACAUCUUCACCUGCUGAGAGGAGUUGUUCUAUCUGGCAUGCAGCAUCCGGGCUGAUGGGCUGCACCGCGCACCGCAAGCUGCCCACAGGAGGCCAGGAGGGCGGGCUGCUGCAGCUACAGAGAAGCUGGCCGUUGCUCUCUGAGGGGGAAGCCCAGGAGCUGACGCAGAUCCUGAGCAAGCUGAAGGGACUGGCACUGGACACUGAGGCGGAGCUGGAACGGCAGGACGAGGCCCUGGACAACAUCACCACGACUGUGGACCGCACAACCUUGACUGUGGACAAGCAUAACUGGCGCAUGAGAAAGUUGACAUGAGCUCGAGCAUGGCUCCUCUGGGUCUCCUGGUCCUUGGUGUCCUGGGAAGCUAUUCUGGGUGCCCUGGCAGUCCAAGACCCUGCCUACGAGCCCACACCUCCCCAGGAUGGGUUACCAAGGGACAGAGUCACCACAUGCACAAGGUGUCUAGCCCACACUUCACAUGUGGGCCAAACCUUGCCCAGUCAGGGGUGUCACCGCAGCAUGACCUCCUUCCUGUCCGUGCUAAGACCCCAACGCAGUGUGGCAUUGCAUGGCCACAGCCCGAGCUGUGCAGUGUGAAUCGCAUCAUGUUACCAUCUCUUCUCCACUUUUGCAAAGCAUUAAAGAAAUGUGAGUGGGUGCUCAGUCCAAUAAAGCUUGUCCACCCAUA